Molecule: messenger RNA, 1828 nt
Organism: Polistes dominula (European paper wasp)
Lineage: Eukaryota; Metazoa; Arthropoda; Insecta; Hymenoptera; Vespidae
Product: 4-vinylanisole receptor
Biological process (GO): detection of chemical stimulus involved in sensory perception of smell; sensory perception of smell
Cellular component (GO): plasma membrane
Molecular function (GO): odorant binding; olfactory receptor activity
Source: RefSeq, a predicted model, not a curated record
CAGCUAUUAUUCGGAUAACUUUGAUAAGACUUGCAAAAGUAACGCGAAAGAAUACGUAAACGAUUCAUUAAUAAAAAAAAACUAUCCGUGAUCGUAUGUAAUAGCAUAUCUAAAACUAUCGAUUACAAUAAUUUUCUUUGUUUUCUUUUUUAAGAAAAAUACUCGAUAAAAAAGUUGUCAGUCUUUUAGCAAACUUUCCUAACAUACGAACUCUACCUCUGAAAUAUUUUUACAAUUUUAUUAAUUAACUCUCAUACAUCUUGAUAGUUUUAAAAAUAGAACAAAAAAAAAUUAUGAGAGUGGAAGAAAAAUACGCGGGUAUAUUUUACGAUGACAAAGUAUUGACAUGGAGUAAACGACUUUUAACAUUGCCAGGACUAUGGCCAGAAGAUCGUAACGAUUUUCGAUUUUUCUUUUACGUUAUUUACGUAAUAUUAUUCACCAGUUUAGAACUCGUUGGAUUAUUUCAAAGUAUAAAUGAUCUUGACAAAACUCUUCGUAACGUAACCCUUUCAUUACCAACUAUAUUGAUCGUUUUAAAAGCAUUGAUGUUUCGUUGGAAGAUGCAUUUAGUUUUACCGAUCUUGAAAAUUGUUAGAAGAGACAUAUCACAAGGAUUAUAUCGAACGGAUAAAGAAAGGGAAAAAAUAGUCUGGUAUAAUGUGGCAGCAACUAUGUUUACAACGUCCUCAGCAAUGUCUCUUUUCUUCGUUCCUACUUUAUUUUAUGGCAAACCAAUUUUCGAAUGCAUUCUAUCCGGUUUCGAUAAUUGCACGCUACCGUAUGAAUUACCAAUACGAAUAAAUCAUAUUUACGAGGUGACAGAUGCUCGUAAGUACGCGUUGUUCUGUAUCUGGUUGAUACCAGCCAGUACUCUGUUAACCGUAGGUGCAACUGGCGCGGAUAGUCUUCUAGUUACUUUGACGUUUUAUCUAUGCGGACAAUUAUCGAUUCUUGGUAAUCGUUUGAAAAACGUUAAUCUAGAAAUGGGAAAGUAUCAUUGCGAAAUGAAACAUUUGAUCGAUCGACAUGACGAACUCUUAAGAUUGGCUACGAUUUUGAAGAAUGCAUUCAGUUUUCUUAUGUUCGUGCAAACAUUAGGUUUGAUUUGUUCUCUCUGCGUUGUGGCCUAUCAAUUGCUAACGACGUCAGAAAAUGGCAAGGAUAUGAACACAGUACACUUUGUUUUAUAUUCCUGUGCAGUUGUACUUCUCGCGUUUUGUUAUUGUUUUUUAGGAGAAUGUUUGAUCGAAGAAAGUAGUGCAAUUGAUUUGGCUUGUUAUUUUACUAAUUGGUACGAAUUACCAACGAAAGAAAUACGUUCGAUGAUGUUUUGCAUUGCCAGAUCAAGAAGACCGUCUUAUAUAACAGCUGGACAAUUUUAUGUAUUUUCAUUAGAAACUUUUGCAAUUAUAAUGAAAGCUUCCAUGGCAUAUCUCUCAGUUCUGAGAACAAUUGCGUAAUCAAAAAGAGAUGGAAGAAGGAAGAGCCUCGUCAAGAAGAAGAAGAAGAAGAAGAAGAGAAGAAGAAUUAUGGGGGUGAUGGGUAAUUGUAAAUGGUUGUGAAUGGUGUAAUAGUACAACGUUUCACUAAUCGUAUUACUCGAAAGCUUUAUCUCGUCAUAAUCUUAGCAAAUAUACGACGACAUUUUAAUAAGGGAAUUUUAGAUGGAUUAAAAGGGCCCUGUAACACCCCCUGUCUGGGAGUGGGCUUUUGAGGGAGAUGGGGUGAUACGAAGAUGUGCUACAGACAUGUCUAUUUUUACGUUUUUAUCUAUUUUUACAACGUAAUAAUAAUAAUAAUAUCGACGACGAGAGAAGAGAACAAA